Medioppia subpectinata is the source of this 831-nucleotide messenger RNA. Lineage: Eukaryota; Metazoa; Arthropoda; Arachnida; Sarcoptiformes; Oppiidae. The record is from the annotation of a GenBank genome assembly.
AUGGAAAGUUUCACUGAAACACGAAUACAAAUGGAGACAAUAUUUCACGAAAAGCAAGAGGGCUCGCUGUGUGGUCAACACUGUUUGAAUGCAUUACUUCAGGCCGAGUACUUCACGGCCGUAGACUUGGCUCAGUUGGCACAAGACAUCGAUGAACAGGAGAGACAUCGGAUGGCAGAGGGAGGCGAACAUCGGGACGAAUACCGAAGAUUUAUUGAAUCUCCGUCGGAUAAUAUGGACGACUCGGGCUUCUUCUCAGUGCAAGUGAUUGCCAGCGCUCUUAAGGUUUGGUCACUCGACUUGAUUGCAUUCAAUGGCAGUAAUGAGAUCUCGUUGGCGGCCCAAACGGAUCCGACAGAGCAUUGGUUUACAAUCCGAAAGAUCGGUCGCCAAUGGUUUAACUUAAACUCGUUGCUGACGGGACCCGAACUCAUAUCCGACACAUACCUGUCUCUCUUCUUAACCCAACUCCAAAGGGAAGGCUAUUCGAUAUUCAUAGUCAAUGUCAAUGGUAUUCUUCCGAAUUGCAAUGCAGACAAUGUUUUGGCCGAACAGAUGGUCACCCAAACUGAAAAACCCCGCCUCCUCUCCGAAGUGAACAAAUCUAAGACUAAAUCGAAAGUUCGGAACCAAUCGUUGACCGAAGAAGAAAAUAGAGAACUCGAAGAAGUGAUGAAAAUGAGUAUCGAAAGCAAUGCCGAAGAGGAAAAGCGUCAAUUGGAAGCGGCUUUAGCUAUGAGUCUUGAAUCCACGUCUAAACCAUUGAAUCAAUUUCCAAGUGAGGAAGAGAUGCUCGACAGGGCUCUCAAGAUGUCACUCGAGGCCUUAUAA